AGGUCCUCAUUGCGGGUUGCUACCCGUAGGUGGGCCUGUGCGCGAUAUCUCCACCAGUGGGUUGCGCUGGAAUCUGAACCAUGACGCGAUGAGCAUAUGUGGGCUAAUUAGCAGCUCCAAUAAGUUUGAGAAGCGGGAGGGAGAAGAAGAUGCGAUCUCCGUCACCAUCACAAUCGAUACAUCGGAUCCGGUGAUUUGGACAUCUGAAAUCGAUCUGCUAGCCAUACACAAUAGCUGAAUAGUUGACGUAGGUUCCACGAGGGACGAUUCACAUUAAUUUAGUUGAUUGUUUCGAACUUUCAUUCUAACGGCAAUGCACUGUAAUCGAUUGAUUUUCUUCGUGGUAAAUUUAGCAUUAGGUAAGCCUCUGCAUCGAUUCUCGGGAGUACCAAAGGUAGUCGCUGAUUACAUUCAUUAAUUUAUUAGGUACUGUGGUCCGAUCAAAGUUCCUACACACGAUCCGCCUUAGUUUACCAGACUGUAUAUCUGAUUCAAAACUACACAAUAGCAGUUGCAUUCAACACAGUACACGAUAUAUGUACGAUAAUGAUAAGAGUAGUGAGGUGCCAAUGAGAAUACAUAAUUUUUUACCUACAAAUACUCUGCACAUGCAUGAAGGCGGUGUCAGAAUGUUCUGAUUCUCAAUGGAAAUCCAGGCCAUAGGAAUCUUUAGAGACAUCUCUCUAGAGACUCUAGUAGAAAGUCUCUCUCGAUCUGAAUCUUCAAUCUAGAGGCCUUCAGCACUCAGGCUCUUUUUAUCUGUUUUUUUUGUUUAAAAAAACGAGUGUUGUGUCAGUCGCCAAAUCUUCAGCCUCUAAAGAGCCGAUAUCGUAAAGACGUCAUUGAAAGGAAUUUAUAGUUCAUGACGCGCACUAUGUUUUGUUUCAAAAAAUAUCAAAAGCAAUAAAAAUAUAUCUCGAC
This is a messenger RNA of Sphaeroforma arctica JP610, 921 nucleotides long. RefSeq lists its product as hypothetical. Bases 89 to 238 code for a protein of 49 amino acids. The transcript is spliced from 2 exons. The record is from RefSeq and is a predicted model, not a curated record. Lineage: Eukaryota; Ichthyosporea; Ichthyophonida.